Molecule: messenger RNA, 3041 nt
Organism: Harpegnathos saltator (Jerdon's jumping ant)
Lineage: Eukaryota; Metazoa; Arthropoda; Insecta; Hymenoptera; Formicidae
Product: homeobox protein onecut
Exons: 4
Coding region: 231-536 (101 amino acids)
Biological process (GO): regulation of transcription by RNA polymerase II
Cellular component (GO): nucleus
Molecular function (GO): RNA polymerase II cis-regulatory region sequence-specific DNA binding; DNA-binding transcription factor activity, RNA polymerase II-specific
Source: RefSeq, a predicted model, not a curated record
GAGAGAGAGAGAGAGAGAGAGAGAGAGAGAGAGAGGUCGCCUUCCGUUUCUCGUCAUCUCGUCGAAGGCCGUCGUCCGUCCCUGACCCUACCAAAGUGUGUUUUGCAUUGCAGACUACCAGAUGCGCAAUGUUAACGUGAGAUCGGUCAACUCUAAACGAAGGAAAACACCCUCCUCUUCCUGCUUCUGCACAGAUUCCACAACGCGGAACAUGCAAGAGGAAAGACGAGAUGGCGAGCCAGGCAGAACACCAACAGCCCGCCCCCAAGAAACCGCGGCUGGUUUUCACAGACCUUCAGCGCCGUACUCUACAGGCUAUUUUUAAAGAGACCAAGAGGCCGUCGAAGGAGAUGCAGGUGACAAUCGCGAGGCAGUUGGGCCUGGAACCGACGACGGUCGGGAACUUCUUCAUGAACGCUCGACGCCGCUCGAUGGACAAGUGGAAGGACGAGGACCCGAAGACGGUGGCGGUCGAGGAGGAACAGUUGUCGCCCACGAUAGGCAUCGGCCAGCGCCAACCGAGCGACGUUUUGUGACACACGUCCGACCACGAGGAGUACCACGACGAGUCGCCCGAGGAGGACCUGCCCUUCUCGUAAGGGCGGCGAAACCACCUCGCCCACGGGACCUGUUCUCGCCCAUACGCUCGAUCUCGACGGUAGCUUCGUGUAGCUUCGCGGACGUCUCCUUCUCGCGCCGGGGUUCCUUUUAUUUCCGCGCACGCGCACGCGCGCGCGCGCACUCAUUGGUUCUCGUUUACUCGCGGUGCUCGAUUUGCUUGUUUUCGUUCGUUCGUGUGAUACAAUUAAGUUUCUCUUAGCGUCUAUUGCGUUGUUGUCGAUCUCCCGAUUCAUCUCCCGCGACGCCCGCCGGCUGCCGGCGAAAGUGGCGCAGCGGCGGGCGGCGCGUGAGAGACCGGGACGGUCUCUCACGGACGAUUGCUUCGCGUUCGAGUGUCAUCUUUGCCGGGGAUUUUCGUUUCGCGUGAAAAAUUCUCUCGAGACGCCGCGCGUCCCGGCGCGGCGUCUCCGCUCAUCCAGCCGGCGAGAAGGAGGCGAGUAGACACGCGAGCCUCGAUCGAGGCUCUCGGAGAUCGAGCCGCGUGUCGCCGGGCGAGGACGUCCCAGCCGCUGCUUGCGAUCGAUCAUCACGAAAUCCCCCGCGCGAAACGACCCCGCCGAGACCGCGGAUUCCGCACCUCCACGGCGGACCGAUCCAAGCUCUCCAGAGCCCGUGCUCAAAAUCGAGGCACCAACGACUCGCGAGCGAGCGAGCGAGCGAGCGAGAGCGCGACGCCGACCGCGCGCUUCUCCGUUUCGCUUCUUCGUCGGACGACGCAAUCGUGGAGGUGAAGCCGCGUCUCGACGAAACGUCCCGUAACUUUAAGUAGAACCAUCGGAUAAAGAGCGAGAAAGAGAGAAGGAGAGAGAGGGAGAGACAGAGAGAGAGAGAGAGAGAGAGAGAGAGAGAGAAAGGGAAGGGAAGAGACGAUAACUCGCGGCCCACCCGCGUCUCGGCUUUGAGCAGUUCUCGCAAACUUCGUGCCAUAGUUUGCCAUAUUAGCGUAUAAGUUGUUCCGUAUGAUUAGCACGCGGAUCUCGCGCCCGACUUCCGCCCCCCCCCCUCUGCCCCCUUUCCCAGCGUGCGUUUCUAGUCCCAUUGAAAGGCGCGCGCACUUCCCGCGGGAGACGACGCGGUCGUCCUCCGCGAGGACGGGGCGCCCGUCGUCCGCGUUGAUCGCGAGGCGGGUCCUCACCCUGUUCUUCUUCUAGUCAAAAUUCGGAAGCUUCUCGCGUUCUGAGUUCGCAGCGCGCGCCCGGAGGGAGGGUCGUCUUCGCGAGGGCGCUCGAUCUUCGAGUUCGCGCACGUCGCGGCCCGGAGGAGGGGGUCAGUUCGCCCGCGAAACCCGUCGACUCUUCUCGUGGCUUUUGCCCUCUUGUCCCCCCCCUCUCUACCCCCAUUCAUUACGUUCCUCCCUGUUGUACACGCAAGGGACCGGACCCCGCUGCUUCGGGCGCGUCGCGCGCGUGUCCGUCGCUUUAUCGUCCUGCCCUCCGCCUCAGGAUCGGCCUGACCUCAGGAGACGCGACCGGGGCAGCGUGGUCCUGCCUGCGCACCGCGAUCGAGGGUGGGUCCUUUUGAUCGCGUCCCGACGUAAUGAUUUCGCUCGCGAACGCGUGUCCUUGUCUCGUAAAGUCGGCGGUCCCUCACGCAGGACGCGCGUCCGAGUCGCGUGUGCCUUUUCCUCUCACUCUCUCUCUCUCUCCCUCUCUCUCUCUCUCUCUCUCUGGUUUUCUCUCCGUCUGCCUCGGUCACGAGCAAAAUCGCCUUUUUCCUCGACACGAGUUUCCAUCGCGAUACUCUCUCGACUCGUUCGAGCCUGUCUCGCGACGACCAAGUCGUCCAAGAGUGACGUCUCUGCGCCACCAUUAACUGGCGGUCUUUCACGACUCGCUGCGAGUGACAAUGAAGAGAAGGAGGAAGGGACGGUGCGAGGGAGAGCGUGACUUUUAACGUGUAUGAUUCUGCAUUUGUAGAAUGAAAAUUGAAGCGGUCGUCCGUGGCCCCUCGUGAGAAGGGGUUGAUCGACAGUACAAGUGGCGAGAGAGAAGAGACAGAGCGAGAGCGAGAGCGAGAACGAGCGAGCGAGCGAGCGAGCGAGAGAGAGAGAGAGAGAAAGAAAGCGAGGAAAAGCUGACGGGAGAGAGAAAGAGGGGUUGAUGAUGAUCGCGCAAUCAGCGGCGCCGAAUGCGCGACAGACUCGUCGUGUCCCUCGUUGGUCAGACGAAACGUGAACCAAUUUUCAAAGUGGCUUCGUGUGAGGGUGCACGUGCCACACACACACACAAGUGAUAUAUAUAUGUAUGUAUAAACAUGUAUAUCAGAGUGGACGCUCUUUUGUGCGAACCGAUGGCGGGAGGCGGUAGCGGGGAGGAAGAGAGAAAGAAAGAGAGAGCAAUUUUUAAAACGGAUGACUGCACCGUAGUGUACGAAAGAGAGAGAGAGAGAGAGCGAGAGAGCGAGAGCGAGAGAGAGAGAGA